AUGGCUAGCAGUUCCUUGCAGCAACAGAUUGCCUCCAUGAGGCAAUCCUUGUUUGAUGAGGGAAUCAUUGACCGUGAUAGGUUCAUUCAAUUGGAGACUAUGACCAACCCGGAUUUUGUUAAUAUUGUUAUUGAGGCAUAUUUCAAAGAUUCACCGAAAGCUAUCAAUGACAUUGAAAAUGCACUCAUUGGUGCUAGCAAGGUGAUUACUGAAAUCAAUAAUAUAAAGUUUUUUUGCUAUGAUAAAGACAUGGAAAGGAGUAAGAGUAGGGCUGCACUUGUUACCAUGCAACAAGAGUAUAUCAUUUUGAAGAGCAAAUUGGAAGCCUAUUUGGAGUUGCUUCGACAAGCUGCACUAGCUCCUAUAUCUAUGUCUAAUACUAAUCCUCCAGGUCAAGGAUCGGCUAAUGGGAAUGACUAG
Quercus robur (English oak) is the source of this 420-nucleotide messenger RNA. RefSeq names its product pseudo histidine-containing phosphotransfer protein 2-like. Gene Ontology annotation, biological process: phosphorelay signal transduction system; phosphorylation; cytokinin-activated signaling pathway. The record is from RefSeq and is a predicted model, not a curated record. The transcript has 5 exons. Gene Ontology annotation, cellular component: cytoplasm; nucleus. Gene Ontology annotation, molecular function: protein histidine kinase binding; histidine phosphotransfer kinase activity. Lineage: Eukaryota; Viridiplantae; Streptophyta; Magnoliopsida; Fagales; Fagaceae. Bases 1 to 420 code for a protein of 139 amino acids.